AGUCAGAGUCAAACUAGAAAACCCUUCCUUGUCGUUAAACCCUACUCCUCUUCUAAAGAGAGCUGCUUCUUCCUAGAAACCUCUCUUUUUCUUUAGGGGAUUCUCGUGAGGAGUUUUGACCCAUCGAAGAACUGUCAAGAACCGAACCUAGACCCCAAAUUUCUCAUAAAUCUACCUUUCUCUUCCAUAAAAACCGUACCUUUCUCCUUAAACAAUCUUCUACUCUUCGUUUUCUGUAUAAAGAUCUUCACUUUUUAUCUCUCUAAGCAAAACAAACAUCAAUAAUGGAUGACUCGAACGAUCAGAAAUACUACACAUAUCAUCCAUAUCAAGAUCUCUAUAACGUACCAGCUCAAAGUUUAUACAAGUUACCCACAUCGCCCGAGUUCCUUUUUCAAGAAGAAGCUGUUCAUCAACGCCGCAGCUGGAGCGAAAAUCUUCAAUAUUAUACUGGAACCGGCUACUUAUCAGGAGCGAUUGCCGGCGGGAUUAAGGGCUCAUGGGAAGGUAUUCGCACCGCCGAGCCUGGGGACUCUAUGAAAUUGCGGGUCAAUAGGAUUCUCAAUUCUGGUGGACAUGCUGGUCGAAAGUUUGGGAACAAUUUGGGAGUUUUGGGGCUUAUGUUCGCUGGGCUUGAAAGCGCUUUGAUUCAUUAUAGAGAUACUGAUGACUUGGUCAAUACGGUUCUUGCGGGUCUCGGGACUGGAGCGAUUUAUCGUGCGGCUAGGGGUCCCAGAUCAGCGGCUAUUGCUGGGGCUAUUGGAGGGAUCGCGGCCGCGGCAGCUGUUUCCGGAAAGCAGGUGGUUAAGAGAUAUGUGCCCAUUUGAAAAUUGAAAGUUUUCUUUCUGGGGGUUUUGUUGGGAGGGGAAGUUGUUUCGGGAGGUAAAGGAUUUGCGAGGUGUCUCGCUUGGUAAUGUUAGGUAAUUGAAUUUAAUAGAUUUUGCUAUAAAUUGGAUUGGUAAUAGUAACGAGUAUUUUGUUUCAUAAUCCAAUCUGCCGACUUGCCGUUUCUUCAUGUCCUGUUUGAUAGGAAUUUUGGGUUCUUAUUAUUUUCCAUUUACUGAAUUGAUUGUUUAUAGGAAAGCCCCUGAAAGAUGUUUAGGGAUUGAAAUAACUAUUGAUUAUGUUGGUGAUAUUAUAUUUGCUUCUAUGGUCUUUUGGUGUAAGAUGUGAUUAUUGCUAGUAAGCAUUAUUGUUAUCUUGCCA
Jatropha curcas is the source of this 1206-nucleotide messenger RNA. RefSeq names its product translocase inner membrane subunit 23-3 (gene TIM23-3). Gene Ontology annotation, cellular component: TIM23 mitochondrial import inner membrane translocase complex. Gene Ontology annotation, biological process: protein import into mitochondrial matrix. NCBI's taxonomy places the organism in Eukaryota, Viridiplantae, Streptophyta, Magnoliopsida, Malpighiales, Euphorbiaceae. The record is from RefSeq and is a predicted model, not a curated record. Gene Ontology annotation, molecular function: transmembrane protein transporter activity.